This is a messenger RNA of Metarhizium acridum CQMa 102, 513 nucleotides long. Lineage: Eukaryota; Fungi; Ascomycota; Sordariomycetes; Hypocreales; Clavicipitaceae. The record is from RefSeq and is a predicted model, not a curated record.
AUGGCCGAGUCUGCCGUGAUCUGGGACGAGUUUAGUUCGAACAAGCUCAACGAGAGCUACGGCCACGUUCUCGGUUUGGCCGUCUCAGAGCCUAUGCUAGCCAUCGCGGUUGCUAUCCCGAAACUGGGAGGGUCUAAACCGAGCUUUGCCGAUCAAACAGGUACACUUAUUGCCAGUUUCAGUUGGUCUUCUCAGGAGAUUGUCGCCCUGAUCGAUACUAUCGAGAAGCAUGAGAGGGAGGUCCAUGUCCAUGACGGGCCCAGUAGACGGCACUGUGCUGUCGGCUCAAUUGCACCAGACCCUUACAACUACAAACGCAAGCAUCCCGCCGAAGGCCUCUUGAACCCGAAUCUCCGCCCCAAGUGGGUUGCGGAACUCCUGAAGUCUAACGGUGAGCUGGGGCGCGUGGAGACGGGGAUUCAGGCCCGCUUGGAAGACGUUGCUCUGGAAGGAUUCUGUGAUGAAUUUAGUGUAUGCUAUCGCACCUUUGGGGAGAGUCGACGUAUCAAUUGA